Acinonyx jubatus (cheetah) is the source of this 2824-nucleotide messenger RNA. It is a transcript of the gene SRSF1, whose product is annotated as serine and arginine rich splicing factor 1. Gene Ontology annotation, molecular function: mRNA binding. The transcript is spliced from 4 exons. Bases 148 to 894 code for a protein of 248 amino acids. NCBI's taxonomy places the organism in Eukaryota, Metazoa, Chordata, Mammalia, Carnivora, Felidae. Gene Ontology annotation, cellular component: nucleus; cytoplasm; ribonucleoprotein complex. The record is from RefSeq and is a predicted model, not a curated record.
UCCCUCCCCCCAUAUCCGUGCGCCGAGCUGAUAAAGGCGCCAUUUUGGAGGGGCCGCGGGAGACGUGGUGUCGCUGCGGGCUCGCUCUGCCGUGCGCUAGGCUUGGUGGGAAGGCCUGUUCUCGAGUCCGCGCUUUUCGUCGCCGCCAUGUCGGGAGGUGGUGUGAUUCGUGGCCCGGCAGGGAACAACGAUUGCCGCAUCUACGUGGGUAACUUACCUCCAGACAUCCGAACCAAGGACAUUGAGGACGUGUUCUACAAAUACGGUGCUAUCCGUGACAUCGAUCUCAAGAAUCGCCGCGGAGGACCGCCCUUCGCCUUCGUUGAGUUCGAGGACCCUCGAGACGCGGAAGACGCGGUAUAUGGUCGCGACGGCUAUGAUUACGAUGGAUACCGUCUGCGGGUGGAGUUUCCUCGAAGCGGCCGUGGCACCGGCCGAGGCGGCGGCGGGGGUGGAGGUGGCGGGGCUCCCCGAGGCCGCUAUGGCCCCCCAUCCAGGCGUUCUGAAAACAGAGUGGUUGUCUCUGGACUGCCUCCAAGUGGAAGCUGGCAGGAUCUGAAGGAUCACAUGCGUGAAGCAGGUGAUGUAUGUUAUGCUGAUGUUUACCGAGAUGGCACUGGUGUCGUGGAGUUUGUACGGAAAGAAGAUAUGACCUAUGCAGUUCGAAAACUGGAUAACACUAAGUUUAGAUCCCAUGAGGGAGAAACUGCCUACAUCCGGGUUAAAGUUGAUGGGCCCAGAAGUCCAAGUUAUGGAAGAUCACGAUCUCGAAGCCGUAGUCGUAGCAGAAGCCGUAGCAGAAGCAACAGCAGGAGUCGCAGUUAUUCCCCAAGGAGAAGCAGAGGAUCACCACGCUAUUCUCCCCGUCAUAGCAGAUCUCGCUCUCGUACAUAAGAUGAUUGGUGACACUUUUUGUAGAACCCAUGUUGUAUACAGUUUUCCUUUACUCAGUACAAUCUUUUCAUUUUUUAAUUCAAACUGUUUUGUUCAGAAUGGGCUAAAGUGUUGAAUUGCAUUCUUGUGUAAUAUCCCCUUGCUCCUAACAUCUACAUUCCCCUCAUGUCUGCUAAAAUGUAUUUUAAGUGAUGUCAUAGACAGGAUUGUUUAAAUUUAGUUAACUCUCCAUGCUCUUCAGACUGUGAUAUUGUGUAAAUGUCUAUUCUGCUCUGGUUUGUGUGAACUGGGGAUGUUGGGGGGUGUUUGUGGUUAUCUUACCUGGGGAAGUUCUUAUGUUUAUCUUGCUUUUCAUGUGUCUUUCUGUAGACAUAUCUGAAGAGAUGGAUUAAGAAUGCUUUGGAUUAAGGAUUGUGGAGCACAUUUCAAUCAUUUUAGGAUUGUCAAAAGGAGGAUUGAGGAGGAUCAGAUCAAUAAUGGAGGCAAUGGUAUGACUCCAAGUGCUAUUGUCACAGAUGAAAUUGGCAGUAUUGACCUUAUACUAAAAGGCAAGGGUUUAAAGUGAUUAUAUACAUCUACCUUAAAACACUUGCAAACAUCUUAUGCAGUUAUCUUUAGCUACAAUUGCUUUGCUCUUUAAACCUUGGCAAUUGUGGCAAAUGUUACAUUGCCCAUUUUGUAACAAUUUAUUUUGCUCCCUUCCCCCCUUUUUUGUUUUAAUAGGGACUAAUGUGGGAAGAACUGGCUAAUUUGUCACAGUGCUUAGUUACAACUGUUAAUGUGUGACCUGCUGUUGGUGUACAUGUGGGUACAGGGUGUCUUUAAUUCCAACCAGAUAGAGUAUAAUAUCAAUACUGCUAAAUCUGCAUGUCCUCUGUGUGACUGAUAUAGCGUUGCUAUUUCAUUUUUUUAAGACAAAAUGAAAGCAAAAUAGAGAAUUCCAAUGUAUUGGUGUAGAUAAUCUAGUUGGGAAUACUUUUUAAGUCUCACCUUCCCCUUUUAACUAAUGUUCAUAAUUGACUCGUUUAAAACACUUUAAUUUACAAAUUAAAUUGCAGAUGGGAGCAUUAGGUUUAGUUUAGACUUAGGGUGGGUAGCAAUACCAGUAAACUUUUCAACUACAUAACUUUUUGCAACCACAAAACCUGUAAUACGCUGUACAGUAACAAGUGUUGGCAUUAUCAGUUGAACUGUAAAUAUAAAAUGCUUCUUCCAAUUAGUCUCUAUGAUGAUUAAGUUUCUAAAAUUUAUCUGAACACCAUUCAGAAACUUGUUUUGGGGAAUUUGAUAGUUAUUGAUGUACAUCUGUUAAACUGAUGACAGACAUAACUCAUCAUUCCCCAGAAACCUUUUUUGAUUACAGUAUCUAACAUUUUGCCUCCUCUUUUUUGGUUUUGCUGGUUAUAAAGGUUUGGAUUGGAGAGGGCUCACUGGAUCCCAAUCCUUGGAGCUGGAUCAUUGGAUUCAAAUCAUAAUGUGGAUAGGAUAGGGAGGAUGAAUUACAAGGAUUCAUGGAGCGGGAUCAGAUUACCAGGAACAUAGGAGUGGAUUCCUGCCCCAACCAAACCGCAUUCGUGUGGAUUUUUUUUUUUUUUUUAUUCAACUUAAUUGGCUAUUCCAAAGAUUUUUUUUUUCCUAUUUUUGACGAUUGGAGCCCUUAAGAUGCACGAUGGAAUUGUGUUUUGCAUUUUUUGGUAAAAGGAGCAAAGCGAGGACCUGGAGAUAAUACGCUGGAGCAAUCUCCUUGGAAGGAUUCAGCACGAGUAGAUGGUAAACAUUUAAAGGGGAAAGGGGGGGUUUGUUUAAAAUAGUAAAUCAGUAAGUCACUUCUAAAUUUAAAGAACAAAAUUGGAGUUGAAGAAUAAGUAGGUUUCCAAUUGGCUAUUGCCGUUUUUCUUUGAAAAAAAAAUAAACAUUUUUUAAAAAACUA